UUGAGAUUUUUCUAAGCACACAUUCAUAUCAUCUGUGAAUAAUGACAAUUUUUUUUUUCUUUUUUAGAUUUUAAUUUCUUUUUCUUACCUUACUGUGAUGGCUAGCAUUUCCAGUACCCCGUUGAGUAGAAGUAGUGAUCAAGGCAUCCUUGUGUUCCUGAUCAAGAAGAAAGCUUCCCUUGUUUCACCAUUAAGGGUCAUUCUAUGAUCCCUGGAGGGACAGUGGUUAAGCGCUUGACUACAAACUAAAAGGUCAUUGGUUCGAACCCACUAGCCGCUCCGUGGGAGAAAGACAUGGCAGUCUGCUUCUGCCCUCAAGGUGGACACCUGCUUGGACCACUGGCCUGCCGGCUCUGCUGACCCUGUGCCUUGGACAGCUGUUCUCAGUGAAGGACCUUGCACUCGCUACUGAGUAGUGACCAUGGGCCUGCUCGCGUUCCUGAAGACCCAGUUCGCUGUGCACCUUGUCAUCGGGUUCGUCUUCGUGGUGAGCGGGCUCACCAUCAAUUUCAUCCAACUCUGCACGCUGAUCCUCUGGCCUGUCAACAAGCAGCUGUACCGCCGGCUAAACUGUCGCCUCGCCUACUCGCUGUGGAGCCAGCUGGUCAUGCUCCUGGAGUGGUGGUCCUGCACGGAGUGCACGCUCUUCACGGACCAGGCCACGAUAGACCGCCUCGGGAAGGAACAUGUGAUCAUCAUCCUCAAUCACAACUUCGAGAUCGACUUCCUCUGCGGAUGGACAAUGUGUGAGCGGUUUGGCGUGCUGGGGAGCUCCAAAGUCCUUGCUAAGAAGGAGCUGCUGUACGUCCCCCUGGUUGGCUGGACGUGGUACUUCCUGGAGUAUGUGUUCUGUAAGCGGAAAUGGGAGGAAGACCGGCAGACUGUGAUCGAAGGGCUGAAACGCUUGUCUGACUACCCCGAGCCCUUCUGGUUCCUGCUCUACUGUGAGGGGACGCGCUUCACGGAGACGAAGCACCGCGUCAGCAUGGAGGUGGCUGCUGCCAAGGGGUUAGCCCCCCUCAAGUACCACCUGCUGCCUCGAACCAAGGGCUUCACCACUGCAGUCCAGUGUCUCCGGGGGACAGUCACUGCUGUCUACGACGUCACGCUGAAUUUCAGAGGGAACAAGAACCCGUCUCUGCUGGGGAUCCUCUACGGGAAGAAGUACGAGGCUGACAUGUGUGUGAGGAGAUUUCCUCUGGAGCAGAUCCCAAUGGAUGAGAAGGAAGCGGCUCAGUGGCUUCAUAAACUGUACCAGGAGAAGGAUGCUUUACAGGAGAUCUAUAAUCAGAAAGGUACAUUUCCAGGGAAACAGUUUAAACCUGCCAGAAGGCCGUGGACCCUCCUGAACUUCCUCUUCUGGGCUACCAUUCUACUGUCUCCUCUCUUCAGUUUUGUCUUGGGCAUCUUUGCAAGUGGAUCCCCUCUCCUGAUCCUUACAUUCUUGGGAUUUGUUGGAGCAGCGUCCUUUGGAGUCCGAAGACUGAUAGGAGUGACUGAGAUAGAAAAAGGCUCCAACUAUGGAAACCAAGAGUUUAAGAAAAAGGAAUAAUUAAUGGCGACAGCUGAACACGCAUAACUGAUGGUGGUACCCAAUUAACUCAAUUAAAAACAGAACAACAUACACAGAGAGAAAAAAAGAGACACUUAGAAACUAUUUUUCUUAUUAACUGGUGACUAAUAUUAACAAAUAAAACUUGAGCCAAGAGUAAAGCGCCCGUAAGGAUGACAGAGGAAGACUGUCCUGCGUCCACAUGCCCAGCCAGGCCAGAGUGUCCCCUUGGGGGCGGAGGCGGGCUGCUAGGAGGGGCACUGGCUGGCUGGGGGGAGGCAGUUCCGAGGCGGUCAGUCUCACAUGGAGGUCAUCUUUCAAGAACUCUGCUUGCGAGAGGGAGUUUUGGAUGCUUCCUCUUCUUAAACUUAGGUCUAGUUUUUGUUUUUUAUCCAUCACUACAGGAGCUUACCUGGGCCCCUCCUCUUCCCCUGCACCCCUAGAAAACUGUCUCUCAAUGAAUUUUCUGCUGUCCUCCUGGGACGGAUUCAAACGGGUUCCUGAGCCCCACAGAGUUCGUCCUGUCCUACGUGGCAGUGCCAUGGCUUCUGGACCAGGGGGGCUUGGGGGGCGCCCUGGGGGACCCUCUCUUAGUGAUAAGCACACAUGAACGUAAAUCAGAGGGAUUCGUAGCAAAUCCAGGUUUCCUUCCCGCCCUGCACUGGGGCUCAGCGGACGGCAAUGGCCCCGUUUUGCUUCCCUGGCAUCUUGGCCCCUUCUCUAUGCUUAAGAUACCUUGAACCUAUUUUUAAAGUGAAUGGGACCCCUGAGACCUCAGUGAAGUAUGGAAUUCCUCGUGUAUUCCAAAGCCCCUGUCCCCGUUCUUCCCCACCAAGGCCCUCAGACCCCUCAGUGCCUGGUCCUGGGGUGGCCACGCUGGGCCAGAUGGGACAGCCUGGAGGAGCCAAGUGCCAGGGGCGGGCGGUGUGUGGAUGUGGUCCUGCCCCUGCCCUGGACUGCAGGCCGCUGCACUCGGCGGGACUCCACGGAAGGGUUUUUACGAAGUGAUGUAACCACUGAGCCUGUUUCUGUUAAAGGUAGAGGAGGCUGUUAACACUGGGCUAGCUGGCUUUUAGAGAUUUUAUUUUUGCUCCUUGGUGAUAUGCUGAUGGCACUUAGCUUUCCCGUGAAGAUUAGAGGUGGUGGACAGGCUUCUUUCCCUCCCCUUCUCUCCCCCUCCCCAGAUGUCACAGAUGUUGUGUGUCCUGGGGGGGCUGCCUCUGUCCAGGCAGGGGUCAGCAUGGUGGCCUAGGCCAUACUCAGUGUCCAGGGGGUCACACCUCUUCUUCGUGCUGCUGCUUUGUGCUCACCAUCUGAACGGUGGUCUUUGAGGGACUUCCAAAGAGCCAGAGAUAACGGGGCAGCACUUGGCUGGCUCAUGCUCCCCUUACCCAUCACCUCAGGGGGGCUUCCCUUGGCCUCCGGUACAUUGAAUGUGGGUUCAUCCUGAAGCUGCUUGGGGCUGGCCAGAGAGGUGGGAGGGAGGGACAUCUGAGGCCCUCAGGGUCUCCCUGCCUGAGAUCCAGGCCCAGGCUCAUCUAGCUGCAGCACCCUUCCCCCAGCCGCGCUCAGCUGUUUUUCUCAAACUUUCUGCUUGCUUUUUUUAAGUCGUGCUCUCCUCAUCCUUUGUAGCAAGGGGAGAACAAAUGAUGGGUAUUCUCCCUGAUGGAUCCUAACCCGCAUUCUGUAGAUCGGCAGGCUGAAUUUUCUAGGAAGAGAAAGUGGAAGAAAGAGGCGUGGAGGAAAUGAGGAACUACAUUGAAAAAAAUGAUUACACCACUGGCCCUAAGGGCCUCUGUUAGGAAGUUUUACCAAGGCGGCAUGUGUUCUUUAUAGCGAAGACCAUGGGCUUGGAGACCGUGACAGAGGGCGUGAAGACAGAGGUGGUCGCCACAAUGCCCACCUGCCCACCACUCCCGAUAGUGAAUGAAACAGUUCCCUUUGGGACCAGGGGGUAAAACGGAACAGAACAAAACACAGCUUCACCCCGUUUUUCCUUUCGAAGUCUGCUCCCUCUGUCUGAAAGCCAGGCCCCCUACCCCUUCCCCAGCUCUUAGCCGAACUGUGAGCAGACACCAGCACCACAGGCGAGCGCCUCCCGAAAUGUCCAUCUGUCUUGAUGCUGUAUGUUGCUCGUCUGUAUGUGUGUUUUUGAUCCAUGUCAUUAGCUAAUUCUUACCCACCAGACAGUUUGAAAGGAAAAGUGUUGAAAGCUACUACCUAGAAAUGGAGGUCUAGAUCGUUUGCCAUUAAAUGCACAGUUCUUGCUUCCCAGAUGAGUUCCCUUCCCUUGACAUUAACAUGGAACCUGUGAUUCUCAGUGGAGUCCAGGAAUGAAGACGCACAGGUUCCAGGGGCAAUCGAGACAAUGCGGCAGGCUUUCAAUUUCACAGGGUUCUCCUCUGAUGUAACGCGCGCAGCUUCAUUUGUGCAUCUGAGCACCAAGCCCUCUGAGGGCAAUAAAAACAAAACCAGGAGUGCUCUGGAGUUUUUUUGGAGGGGAGUGGCCUUAGCUUUCCACCCAUCCUGGAAGGAAAAAGGAAGGGAGGGCAACUCCUUUAACUUAUUUUCAAAUUUUAGGAGAGUGCUUUUUUCUUUUUGCUUUCCCCACUGCGCCUGUUGUUGUCAUGUCAGAGUUCAGGCUGGGUGCUCGGUGAGCGGCGAGGCAGCCCCGGGACAGCAGGAGCGGGUUGCUGUUGGAGAGCAGGACUGGGGGCGAGGGUGCAUCUUAAGCGUGGAAUUGUCGGUGCCCUCUACGCUGGUCCCUGGGAUCAGGUGGAGGAUGGGAGGGGGCUGGCUGGCACUCCCUGUACUGCUUGGGGGUCCCUGCUAGCUCCCCCAGGCUGAAAUCCGAGCCUGGAGUAUGGUCUCCAGUGGCUGAUUGGCUGCCUUACCUCUCUGCUCAGGCUCAGGCAAGCAGGGUCUCAGGUGUGUGGGUUCUCCCACCUGUUUUCCAAGCUCUGUCCACUUCUUAGUUGUUCCCUACCACCCCGCCCCCCUCCCCACUUCUGUCCUGACGGUGCCCCAGUGGCCCAAGCAGAGUUCAGGCUUUGACCAUCCCAGAGCUGCCUGCAAGUAGGUGCCCCUGGUCCUGUGCCAGCUGGAGAGAGGGCUGCAGUUCUUUUGGCCCCUCGUCGGGACCCUGGCGGCUUCUAAAGAUGCCUGUGGCCUUUCAUGGUGCCUGUGGCAUCGAUCAACAUCCAAAGCCUUUCUGGCUUCUCUCUUUGGGUCUCUUCCUUUUCGCAGUGACUAUCCUCAGGGCAUGCCAGGGAGCAGAUGCCAGGGAAAGGGUUUCAUAGACUAGGGAACACUACCUUUAUAUAAGCUCCCUUUUUCUCAUCAUUAAGGCCUUGGAGGGGUUCGGAAUGACCACCCCUGCACACAUGUUUUAGCCUAGAGAAAGCAGUGACCCUGGUCAUCCGCCACUUGGUGACGGCAUACUGGACACACAGCCCUACUUGAGGUGCUUUAAGGUCCCUGUGCCUAAGGAGCACACAGUCUGGUGGAAGAGAUGAGCUCUGAGUACCUAAACCACUAAACAACGUAAGCAGCGCUUUCUUGUAAGCAGAUAAUGCAGGUAUUGUAAGAGAUCGAUUUUUAAUCUCUCCACCUUGUCUGCCCCCAUUUCCCCCUCCUGUCUACCAUGGCUUGAGAACUUUUCCUUUCACUCACUUAGUUGAGGUACCGAGCUCUGAGUAGAGCUGAGGAAAAAACAGGGGUCAGACCCAGCAGUGUGCCCUCAUAUACGAUUCAAAGAUGUCACAAGGCAGCCUGCACCCAUCAGGACUACCAAUUUGAGUCAAAUUUGGGGUGAAGCAUACGUAACGUAACUCGUAACUCUUUCUGCAUGUCACUUUGCCUCUGCCUGACACAGUUACAGGACAACCCAAGAGUAACCUUUUCAGCCCGGCUGAUUUCCAUCUGAAUUGUUCAUGGGGUUGAAGGACCCGUGCAUAAACCCAGGCUUCAAAUUUCCUGCCAAUGGUUGCGGGCCCCCUGGCAUGCAACGAUUUGUGUUAAAUGGCGUAACGUGGCUUCUAACCCUUCUGCAAUGUAACCAGACCUAGGCUUAAAACCCUGGGCCUGCGACACCCGCCUGCCUUCUCUCUGGACACAGCAUGCCCCCGGCCUGGAAACUCGCCCCUUCCUCCCUCCAGUGAGCUAGCCCCCAAACCAAAUGUACUCCAGGCCCAAGGUGGGGCCCGGCCACAGCACCAUGCUUGGGCCAUGACUUGGUCCAGUAGCCCUGCGGUGGAGCUGUUGGUGGACUCAGUCAUUCAGUUUC
Messenger RNA from Loxodonta africana (African savanna elephant), 5837 nucleotides. It is a transcript of the gene AGPAT3, whose product is annotated as 1-acylglycerol-3-phosphate O-acyltransferase 3. The record is from RefSeq and is a predicted model, not a curated record. The transcript has 11 exons. NCBI's taxonomy places the organism in Eukaryota, Metazoa, Chordata, Mammalia, Proboscidea, Elephantidae. Gene Ontology annotation, molecular function: 1-acylglycerol-3-phosphate O-acyltransferase activity. Bases 422 to 1552 code for a protein of 376 amino acids. Gene Ontology annotation, cellular component: endomembrane system; endoplasmic reticulum.